Molecule: messenger RNA, 474 nt
Organism: Racocetra fulgida
Lineage: Eukaryota; Fungi; Glomeromycota; Glomeromycetes; Diversisporales; Gigasporaceae
Source: the annotation of a GenBank genome assembly
AUGGGUGUUUAUACAGAUAGUGGAUUACAAUCAUUUCUUAUCAUAAGAUAUAAUUGGCCUGCGAAAAAGCUUUUUAAGCGUCUUUUGCAAUUGGGUGCUCAGAGCAUACUUCCACGCGGGGAUGGAGAUGAUCAACAUUAUCUUGGAUUUCGUGUCGAAUUUGUUGGUCAGAAAUUUGAAGAAAACAAAGAAAAAAUUAAUAAUGGUGAAAUUUAUGCACUAUUGGUUAAUAACAAGCGUGUAACAUCGCAUGAUCAUUUCCAAGACGUUCGUCAUAUAGAAUUAGAUAUCGGUGAUACUGAACAUAAAUACAAUCCUGGUGAUGUUGCUGUCAUCCGUCCAAAAAACUUGCCGGAAGAUGUGGAUGAAUUUAUCAAGUUGAUGAAUUUAUCAGAUGUAGCAGAUGAUACUUUUAUUCUUGUGCCAAAUGAUGAAGGUUGUUCAAUAAAUUUGGAUAUUAGCAUACGUCUUUAG